This is a messenger RNA of Gaeumannomyces tritici R3-111a-1, 2612 nucleotides long. RefSeq lists its product as hypothetical. Gene Ontology annotation, biological process: DNA-templated transcription. The transcript is spliced from 3 exons. Gene Ontology annotation, cellular component: RNA polymerase III complex. NCBI's taxonomy places the organism in Eukaryota, Fungi, Ascomycota, Sordariomycetes, Magnaporthales, Magnaporthaceae. Gene Ontology annotation, molecular function: single-stranded DNA binding. The record is from RefSeq and is a predicted model, not a curated record. The coding region runs from base 594 to 2327 and encodes 577 amino acids.
GCCUGCUCCAACAAUCGCGUCACAGCCCACCCAAAGUCACCAGCUUCUCGUCGCAUAUCGCGCAACGCCAGCCUGAGACGUCUUCCUCAAUGACCCAACGGUAGCCACAGUGACAGCUCUAGAGAUAGUGAGAGAAUCUCUAGGAGCUAGAACAGAACGUCACCAAACCCCCAUCGCUCCAGUCCCCGCAACCGGCUGCUGCGCGCGCAAUGUUCGUGGUGAGUGAGCUUGCUUGCUCCCCUUUCCGAGGACGGUCGCGGACGACCAGAGUCAACACAUGCUAACUGCGAGAGCCCACGGCGCCAUAGACGAAGCAUCUUGCAGAGCUUUGCUCUCUGUUCAUCGACGAUGUGUAUGGGGAGCUACCCUCGCGCAUCUUCUCCAUCCUUCUCACUCGGGGCCGGUCCACUGUACAGCAGCUCGUCCAGUACACCUCAUUGACCCCUCGCCAAUUGCGCCACGGGCUGGCUGUCCUGAUACAACACAACUUGCUCUACUACUCGGCCGGAAGCGUGCCUACCACCUACGAAGCGAAUACCCCAGCUGCAUACAAUCUGAUCCGUGCCGGAAGGGUCUUGGAACUGGUUGGGUCUAUGCAUGGCGAAGCUGCCAAGGAUGUCAUCCAAAGUCUGAUGGUGCUGGGAAACACCAAGGUUGGAGACCUCAGGGACGCCUACGCCGCUAGAAUAGAAAGGCGCCAGGCGCCAGUCCACCCCACCGACGACGCAAAGAUGAACGGAAACAGCGAUCCCUUCGAUUCGUCCCACGAGGACGACCCUGUCGACUCUGCCACGCCCGACUCAUCACCUGUCGAAUCCGUUGACCAACUCAAUUCCAUCCUGCGCCGCCUGGUGGAGGACGAGCUCCUUGUCGUUGUGGGCGCAAAGAUGUUCCAAAGCUUCGACGAUAUCUACCGCGACGUGCAGGCUGAGGUGCAGAGGAAGGAAUUUGCCAGCGGUAUCAAGGGCACAAAGGAUAAGGAACGCUACCAAAAUUUGGUUGCGCAGCGCUUGUCUGAGAUCAGGGACGAAGGCAAAAAACUCAAGCGCAAGCUCGAGGCACAGCCCAUCGCGGCCAAGCGUCGCAAAGUUGGGAAUGGAGAUGUAGCCAACGGUGGCCACGAUAUCUACAGUGCUCCUCCGCUUGAUCCUGACGCGGUUCUACGUGUCAACCACGAAAAGUGUCUCGUGGAGCUGCGUAACCGGAGACUGACAGAAACGGUGGCUGAUGACAUCGGCGAAACCACCAGUCAGAUUUACGCCGUUCUACUCGGUCUACUCACGGCAAAGCUCUCCCGUUGUCGAAAUCAUCCCAUUAUUGAUGCGAACAAGGACGAAGAAGAUUCGGAUAACACCCGUUACGUGACAACCGACGAAGUGUUCGAUCAGUUGAGCCCUUCUCUUGAUGUCGGAUCUGGGAUUGGCAAGGUCGACGCAAGCGAGGUGGAUCCCCAGGGCGUGGAAAGGAUUCGCAGGCGGCACCCUCGCCCGAAGGAGCCAUAUAUCGACGACGACGACGACGACGACGACGACGACGACGACGACGACGACGAUGACGACGACGGCGGCCAGAACGGACACGAUGCUGCGAUCGAGUACGAUGAGGAACUGGAGAGACAUGCUCUCAAACAGCAAAGCGAAACACCAGCGCAGAACGAGGUGAAGGAGAGCAAGGUCAAAUUCAAGGACGCCAAGACUUCGGAGAGCCGGCUAUCGCUGAUGCGACAGCAUCUGUUGCUCCUAUGCGAGAGCUCACAUGGCUUUCUCCGCCACUGUGGGAACGGGCAGUGGACGGUGGAUUUCCGGCCCUUGAUCCGCAAGAUCCAGGAAAGCGAGCUCGACACGGUCAUCGAACGCAAAAUUGGGCGACACUCGCUGCGUCUCAUCCGCAUCCUCAGGAAGCGGGGCAAGGCGGACGAAAAGUCGCUACCGAUGCAGGCUAUGAUGGCCAAGGGGACUGUGCACAAAAUCAUGCUAGAAAUGCAGAUGCAUGGGUUCGUGGACGUACAGGAGGUGCCCAAGGACAACACGCGCAAUGCAAAGUCUACCAUUUUCCUAUGGUUCUGCGUCACGGACCUCUCGCUCACCCAGCUGCUGGACAACACGUACAAAACGAUGCUCCGCUGCCUCCAGGUGCGAGACGUGCACAGGCAAAACGCGCGGGAGGUUUUAAGGUUCGUUGGGAGGGCGGACGUCAAGGGCCGGGAGAAGGAGGCGCUGGAGAAGAAGUAUUUUGACCGGUACGAUCGGUAUCGGAGCAUCGAAGACAAGAUGCUGGGCCACGUGAUGCGGCUCGACGAUCUAGUUGGUGUUCUCAACGACUAUUAGACCCGGAAAGGGCCACGGGGAUGAGGCAUGGUAUCAAGACGACAAAGAUUGGGUCACUGCGCCGCGUUGUAUUAUAUUGUUCUCUAGCCAUUUUACCCCUCGCAAGGUCUCGCGGCCCGCGGGAACCUGCAUCGGCUUGGCAGGGGUGGGGAGAUCUGUACAUAUCUGGCACUAACUAAUUCGUGAUAUCGUGGGACAGUCAAAAGCCCAACGCCUCAUGCUGUCUUGAACAUCCACUUCUCCUUGCACUCGGUACAACCUGGAAGCCUGGGGGAAGUUGUCGGG